CCAUUACAGGACGAACGCGAUUUACUCUCCUCUUCGUUCUCGUCGUUUUCUCGCUUAAACCUCCAUUUUCUUCUCCUCCUCCUUCCGCCGUCAACCACCGCCGCCGCCGCCGCCGCCGCCGUCUUCGCCCUCCGCGGAAAGUAGAGGGAACGGCGGGGUAGAGAGAAUUUUCCGGAAAGGGGGCGAUCGAAUUCGCUUGCGGAAAGCGAUUGCGCUUUGAUUGGGCGGAUCUGCGGUCUUUUAGAUCUCCGUCGCUGUCGUCAGGCGCGGUUUGGCCGCAAACCUAAACUCUGCUUUGACAGAUUGCACCCCCACUUUUCAGAGUGUUUGAUCCGAUAACUAGAAGUAAAACAAGAAGAAUGAGGAUAGUUGGUCUGACUGGUGGAAUUGCAUCAGGGAAGAGUACAGUCUCCAACCAUUUCAAGGCCCAUGGUGUCCCUGUUGUUGAUGCCGACAUUGUUGCUCGUGAUGUAUUAAAGAAAGGGACUGGUGGAUGGAAGAAAGUUGUUGCUGCAUUUGGGGAGGAGAUUCUACAAGGUGAUGGAGAAGUUGAUAGGCCAAAGUUGGGCCGAAUUGUUUUUUCUGAUCCUGCAAAGCGUCAAUUGUUGAAUAGGUUGCUGGCUCCUUACAUAUCAUCAGGCAUCUUCCAAGAAAUUUUGAAACUUUGGUUGAAAGGACAUAAGGUUAUUGUUCUUGACAUCCCUUUAUUGUUUGAGGCAAAGAUGGAUAAGUGGACAAAGCCUAUUGUUGUUGUCUGGGUCGAUCCAGAAUCUCAGCUUCAACGGCUUAUGGCAAGAGACAGAACAAAUGAGGAAGAUGCUAGGAACAGGAUAAAUGCUCAGAUGCCGUUGGAUUUGAAAAGGUCUAAGGCAGACAUAGUAAUUGACAACACUGGAUCAUUAGAGGACUUAAACGAGCAGUUCCAGAAGGUACUGUUCCAAGUCACGAGGCCCUUGACAUGGACAGAAUUUGCACUUUCUAGACAAGGAGCUUUGUUGGCUCUUUUCUCGAUCACCAUUGGUGUUCUGGCAUUCAGAAAAGCAUCCUUGUAAAGGAUGCACAUGUUAUCUGUGAGUACAUCAGCAUACACACAUUGAUAUGCAGAUAUAUUGGACUCGUAUGUGAUAGUUCUUGUGACUUGCUUAUUAUUGUCAAGUGAGUUUCUCUGUCAGGAAAUAAUCACAGAAAUAGCUCAUAAAUCUAAAUACUCUUUCCUCUGAUCAAUCUACUCAAGUUUACAUCUCCGUAUUGUUCACAAGUUUCACUUGUUGCCAGAUCCUGUUAUUGAAGUCAUAGAUUUGUGUCGACCCCUUGAGUGAGCAUACCAUUGCUUGAUUUGUGUUCCGUCGGAGGUACUGAUUAAGUCACCAUGAAUGUUGCUGUUCCAAAUUCUCUCAGAUUGAUGGCUAUAUCUACUGGGCGUUUCAUGAAACCAGAAUUUUGGCUAAGAACUUGAUCAGCUCCUGGAAAUAAACUAAUUGACGGCUUUAGAAGCAAUAUGGUCUGUUUGAAGUAGUAGGUGUUUUGGGGUAUAUGUACAUUGGUGAUUGCUUUCUUGAGUCUUUGUUGAUUGUCAAAGAGAUGUAUAUGCAUUCAUUGUUUAUUUGUAGGUUUUUCUUGACUGAUGAAGUAUUUAUUAGGAAUGGUUCAUCACCACAAUUAGAAUCAAGUCCCCAUCAGUGAGUAUGUGGAAUGCACUGAAAUCCCUAUAUCUUUCUUUUAGUCAAGAUGAUUGAUGUCCAUCUCUAUUCAGUGAAAAAGUAAAAUUAACCCAUUAUUUUAGUAUUGAAAGUUUGCUUAAGAUAAGUUCAA
This is a messenger RNA of Eucalyptus grandis, 1812 nucleotides long. Its product is annotated as dephospho-CoA kinase. Gene Ontology annotation, molecular function: ATP binding; dephospho-CoA kinase activity. Bases 360 to 1052 code for a protein of 230 amino acids. The transcript is spliced from 5 exons. The record is from RefSeq and is a predicted model, not a curated record. NCBI's taxonomy places the organism in Eukaryota, Viridiplantae, Streptophyta, Magnoliopsida, Myrtales, Myrtaceae. Gene Ontology annotation, biological process: coenzyme A biosynthetic process.